Molecule: messenger RNA, 2392 nt
Organism: Onychostoma macrolepis
Lineage: Eukaryota; Metazoa; Chordata; Actinopteri; Cypriniformes; Cyprinidae
Gene: ccdc97
Product: coiled-coil domain containing 97
Exons: 6
Coding region: 400-1476 (358 amino acids)
Source: RefSeq, a predicted model, not a curated record
UGAACUUACACACGUUGGAAUGAACGGAACUAUCAGUUUGCAUUGAAAGUGUUCCACACGGAACGAAUAGAGCGGCUACACUGACGGUCACAGAAUGUAACACGCCGUUCUUCUUCUUGUUAUUCUGAGUUGUUGUUUUGAAUACAGGACAAAAGAAAAUGUAAAAUAAUUGCAUUAAUUUAGUGGUAAGAGUGUCUGUCAUAUAUCAUACUACUACAAAUUUAGCCAAGAGUAUUAACGUGUUACUGUUGUCACACAGUAAGAUACACAUUUAGUAUGAUUAGUGUUGGUAUUUUUUUUUUUUGGUAGAAUAAAACAACGAUAGACAGAAACGUCAGGGUGAUAUAUCAACAGCAGUUAGCGUUAAAACUGCCAUCUGAAGUAAAUUAGAAUACAGAAAUGUGGGGAGAAAUCGAGCCAUGUAUCAAACCCCAGGAGGGUGAAAGCAUGAGCAGCUGUGGGACAAGACAGAGAUGGACAGACUCUGCACAUGUACAGCAGAAGACAACAAUGUGGGGAGAAAUCGAGCCAUGCUCUAAACCUUACACAUCUGACAAUGAACCUGCUGCUCAACACAGAUGUCCUGCUCCUGUGACAGAAGUCAAGGAGGCCCACAACACAACAAGCAGCUCUCCAAAUCAAAAGGAGGAGCCAUCCAGCUGUCUCAGCUCAAUGAUCACAGCUAUAGCAGCCAGUGGGAGUCCAGUGAAAAGCCAGCAGCUAGGAGAGCCAGAUUUAACUCUGGAGGAGAAGAAGGAGGUUUUAAUGGAUCAGUACAAAUCCAAGCCCUUGGUAUUUCUGGAGCGCUAUCAGGCCCAUCUGAAGCCAGAGCACAUAGAGGCUUUCUCACACCUGAGCAGUGACUGCAGAGCGCAGUAUUACUGCAAGGAGAUUCAGAGACGGGCGUCCAGCACAGCCGACCGGAAACGGGUCCGUAACCAUCGUUAUGCAGCUCUCCGUGCUCUUCAGAAGGAGGGCCAGUACUUCAGCGAGGAGCAGAUGCGUGUGCGAGAACCGCUGCUAUACGAGCAGUACAUCGGACAGUACCUCAGCGAAGAGGAGAUCCUGCAGCGCUCGGAGGAGGCCAUGAGGAGCGGCCCGGGGGGACUCGCUGACCUGCUUAUCAACUCCUACCAGGAGAAAUUGCUCCAGAACCGCCUGGAGGAGGAGCAGGAGAGAGAGCAGUGUGCAGUGGAGGAGUCUGAUGAGGAAGAAAGUGACGAGCCCAGACAGGCAGAGUGGGAGCCGAAUGCAGAAGAGAAAGCCAUGCUGAGAGAGGAGUUCCUCAGUCAAAUGCAUCAGCGCUUCCUGGAUGGCAAAGAUGACUUCAACUACAGUGAAGUGGAUGAGAAUCCAGAUUAUGAUAACCUAGAUAUUGUAAGCCAUGAUGCGGAGGAGCGCUACUUUGAUGAUGAUGAGAAGGAGGAGGAGGAGGAGGAGGAAGAGGAGGAAGAGGAAGAGGAUAUGAUGCAAUAGCCCUUAAUGAAUGUUCUCAACAGAUUUUGAUUUUUGUACAUUCUUUGUCGUAUUUCUACUGCUUGAUAUUUGUCAGUGUAGGUUAACUGUGAUUAUCAGCACUUUGUUGUCUUUAAUAAAAGAGUACUAUUUUUCAAGAUGAUGUUGUGGUCACGUUUAAAGAAUUCUCCUUUGAAAAAAAAAAUCAAGUCUUUCAAGUCUGAGUUUAGAAGACGUCAGUGUUUUCAUUUUAAUAGGCUUUUGCUGUUUAGCAUAUUUUAAAUUCAUGCAGUGUGCAGGAAUCAUGGUUUUUCAUAAUGGCUAAUAAAACAAAUGGGCAGCUGACAUGACAGCAGUGUUUCAGGCUCACUUUUAAAGCUCGUUUACGUUCCUCUGUAGAACUAUGCAUGCAGUCUUUAGUAAUCCUAAUUAUCAAACCCAUAUUAACUGAAAGGACUAUGUGCAUCAUUAAUAAUGAAUUUGAUAUACUGCAGCAAUUUACAUUAACUUGUGAUUAAAUGAGUAAAAACUUUAUGUAGUCUAAUAAGAUACAAGAUUCCCAUAUAUAUCAGAACAAAAUCUUUGUUCACGUUACUUGUCAACUACCAAAUUUCAGUGAACAAGUGUGUUAAUUGCUACAUUGAAAUUUAACCGAUUUUUUUCCGUUUCAAUUUCAGUAUAAUUUAAAUUGAAUGUUUGUCAAAUAAAUGUUUGUUGCAUGUGCAAGUAUGAUAUUAUGAAAAUUUGCAUUUCCAAUGAAAUGCCUGACACAGUAAAACCUUUCCACCAAAUUCAGUUUGUCAGCAACUAAACUUGGUAUUAUCAACUUGGUUUUAGAAGUCAUUUCAACUCAUUUUUUUAGAAUCCGUUCUAGUUAAAUCUCAUAAUUUGGUUGAAAUUGGUUUAUUUUGAUGCAUUAAAGUGAUGGAAAAAUUUA